This is a messenger RNA of Penicillium angulare, 657 nucleotides long. RefSeq names its product Ankyrin repeat protein. Bases 1 to 657 code for a protein of 218 amino acids. The record is from RefSeq and is a predicted model, not a curated record. The transcript is spliced from 3 exons. Lineage: Eukaryota; Fungi; Ascomycota; Eurotiomycetes; Eurotiales; Aspergillaceae.
AUGUGGCAGGCUCCGGCGAUUAGCUUACUUCAUCCCGGAAGUAUAUUCAGACUUAUCCACGUCGUAGAAGAGCUUCUGAAAGCUGUUAUAUGGCUCAAGUCUGACACCGGCUUGCUUCAUAUUGCAUUCAAUAAUGACACGGGUUUCCUUCAAGUGCUCCUAGGCUAUAGAUACGAAUCAGUCAUUUUUAUGCUGGACAAAGGCUUAAGCAUUGAUGUUUCACAUGCGAUCCUAAAUAGUUUUGAUAGUGAUCCAUAUUGCUCGAGUGCAAUCGAGCUUGCUAUUCGAAUCCGUAAUUUGGACAGUUCAAAACUGCUGGUCGCUCGAGGUUUUUCUCCUGAGCAGAAGGAUCUUGAUUUUGCCAGGCAAAAUGGAUACACAGAGGAAAGUGCCAUUUUGUCGAUAUUCGACACCGUUGAACUGUCCGAUAUAAUGCCAAUUGAUCAUAUGAUUGAUCAUGUGGCUCUUUGGGCCCCUCAAGAUGCGCGUGUCAAGGUUGUUCCAUUGUCUUUGCCGUUAAUCCUGAGCCCAGAAUUCGAAGUAAAACAAGAUGAAACUCACUUUUCACUAAUUUGCAACUUUUUCUUUCAAAGCAUGGCUCUCAGGUUUGCCCUGUACGACGAAGGAUGCAGAGUGGAGAGCAUUCCAAAUAACUAG